Aspergillus calidoustus is the source of this 2594-nucleotide messenger RNA. Lineage: Eukaryota; Fungi; Ascomycota; Eurotiomycetes; Eurotiales; Aspergillaceae. The record is from the annotation of a GenBank genome assembly.
CGAGCAAAAAGUUCACACCCAGAGUAAAGUUCGGCGGCCUGACAAGGCGUAGAUCUUAAUAAGUAAUACGUCCAAACGACGGUCAGCCACAAAGUGGCAGGAUGAUGUUUACACUUCCGCCCCGAAUAGACUAUAAGGUGCCCCUAAUCACUAAUACGGCUCUUCACGCCUGUGAUUUGCGUUGAAAAAGAUAAUAAGAACCGCAGUUAACUACUUAUAUGAACUCCCAGGAUCCCUGAUUAACUUGACUUCGCUCUUAUAGGUGUUAGACAAGGGUAGAAACGUAUUAUACUCCGUAAGCUUCGUUUUAUAGCCAAUUGGUUAUAGUAGUCUCUUGGAAAGAUCCGUACUCCAUUAUUCCCGAAUAGAACUUUUGACUUCUUCCCGGAUAUUUCUCGGAGAACCAAAAAACAAUCUUGUUAUAUCUGAUAGGUUGAGAAUCUGAUCCGUCUUUAACUUCGCCGUAAGCUCUUCUUCCUCGGGUAGCCAUGGCGAUCCUUUCCUAGAAUUCUUCAGGAGCGUUGAACCCACGAGAGAAAUGAAGAAGCGAAGGGAGUAUCUCAAUGAGUACUUAUAGAAAAGCAACCCUCCCACGUUGCUGAGCAAGGUUGAUUGCGAAGUGGGAGAAGUUCUUCUGCCACUUAACCUAGCUUCAAUUGUCAAGCGGUCGCUGUGGGCGGCUUUCUCCGCGGUCGCCCUUUCGUUCAGCUUUCAUGCAGAUCACGGGGCAUGUCUGUGUGCUAGUCCUUGAGGACUUGAAUGCUCUUGAUUUCCAUGAUUUUGCGGAUUGGUGGUCAGAGGCCCAGCUCCGGUCGCGUCGAUUUCCUAGGAAAUUGCCGCAACGUCAGCGGGCGGUCAAGGCGGCAACACAGGCUCUUUUAAUUUUCUGUCGACCUUUAGUGACCGCUAGUAUUCCGCUUCAACGCCGAACUUACCGUUAGCCAGCGCCUUCUCGGUCAGUUAUCGUAUCGUUUCUCUUUACUUAUUUGGUUAGUGAGAUUACCCCUCUUUCUCUUGUAUUUAGUGCAGCUUCGCUGCUAUGUAUCAGGGAUACGCAGCACACACAUGAAACGCGGUCAUCGGUUCCCGUUGGCAGAGACCCUGCGGACAAUGGACCCCGCUCGGCUACAAGCCUUGGAAACAAUCGACCCAACUCCCCAACCGCCAUGGCAAGCGCCAGCCUUUACAGAAAUCGACAUCGAACCAGACCGGGACAAAGCCAAAGAGAAAGCAUCUGCCAGACAGAAAGCAGCCGGUAUCACAGUCUUCUCUGAUGCAUCAGGCCAACGUAAUUGCCUAGGAGCUGCUGCGGUAGCUCUAGAUCAGAGCCAAAACAUAAUCCAACACCGGAAAGUCUGCAUUGGCUCAAUGGAGCACUGGUCUGUAUAUGCAGCGGAGCUCAUGGCGAUAUACUAUGCCAUUAGCCUCGUACUGAAGAUAAGGAUGGAAAACCAAGACAGCCCAGCGAAUAAGCAGGAACCGGCAACUAUCCUAAGUGACAGUAUGUCUGCAUUACAAGCCAUCUCAAAUGCGUGGAACAAGUCAGGCCAGAGGAUAAUCCAAGCGAUUCGGCAAUCAGCCCAAGAGUUAAAAGCGCGAGGGAUCCCACUCCGUCUUCAAUGGGUCCCAGGGCACUGCGGUGACCCAGGCAACGAGGCAGCUGAUCGGCUGGCCAAAGGAGCAGUUGGACCAGAUCAGGAACACCCCUUUCAACACCUCCUCUCACGGGAAAAGGGAUUUAUCCGCAACAGAAUCCAGAAAGAAUGGGGACAGGAAUGGAAGGCGUCCAAGAAAGGUGGCCAUCUCCGCCGGAUAGAUAAGGAUCUACCGUCAAUUCGUACCCGGAGAAUGUACGGCUCGCUGCAACGGAAUAGAGCCUACCUGCUCACCCAACUCCGGACCGGCCAUUCAUGGCUAGCAUCACACGGCAAACUACACCAGUUUAGAGAAGAUGAUAAGUGCGAAUGUGGAGCAGCGGAGACAGUAGUCCACGUCCUGAUUGACUGCCCAAGGCUAAAGGUCAUACGACAAGAGCUACGGAGGAAAAUCGGGACCGCAUUCAACGAUAUAUCAGGUAUGUUGGGAAGGGGAUCUCAAGGUAAGGAAGGUAAGGAGGAUGAUAUGCAAGGUGGUAGCAUCCUAGGUGCAGUACUGGACUUUGCAGAGGCAUCACAGAGAUUCCAAAGCCGCGCGCCACAGGGCCGCUGAACAGAACAUCAGGCAUGUUGGCCACUACAGGCCGUGACGAGGCUCCAAAUUCGUCUGGAAGUAAUGGUUUACUGUAUAUAGACAUAGACAUAGACAAGGAUUAGAUAGGGGUAUCCUGCAUAUUGCUUCGGCAGUUGGAUUCUAAACCAUAACCCACUAGGCUGGGUACGGAUUCGUAUUUUAGUCUAGUUGGGAAAUCAACAUCGGCGAGGGGUCAGGGUAUGAAUACACCACCACCACCACCACCACCACCACCACCACCACUACGACUGUAUCAGGGCAGUGUGCCGGCUUUGCCUGUUGUACAGUAUGAAGACCCUGAACAUAGAGAUAUUUGAACCGCGCAUUUCCCCUGAGAGUACCCCAAAGUCAUGGGAAUAUUAGCA